CCUCCUGGAGCUGCUCCGGCUGCGCUCGCCCCGCAGGCAGAGCCCCGAGGCAGAGGGCGACGGCCCCGACGAGGCGCAGCGCCCGCGCCCCAGCAGCAUGACCUUCCUGCCCGGCGCCCGGCCGCCGCACCCCGCCGAGAGCCCCGGCUUCCUCCGGGGGGGCUCCCUGUGGGGCAGCCGCCGCUGGAACAUCUUCGGGGGCAGCGGCUGGAGCGGCUCCAGCCCCAGGAAGAACUUCAGCUCCCUGCGGAAAAGCUUCAGUUUCCGCCUGCGCCGGGGCCACGAGCUGCGGCGCUCGGAGUCCGGGGGGCUCCUGCGCCCCACGCGCCUCCGCACCAAGAGCGAGGGCGAUGCCAGCUCCCUGCACACCUGCCCCAGCAAGCGGGACCUGCUGUACCCGGAGCUGGCCAGGGUCGGGGGCCGGCUGCACACCGACCCCGUGCAGACAGGGGGACUCUGGAAGCUCCUCACGAGCCGCUUCCGAAGGCGAGAGCGUGGCAGCACUGGCAGCGUGUGCCCCAAGGAUGCCCAUGGCAGUGUUGAGCCUGCCCUCCUGGCUGGGGGUCCUCUGCGGGCUCUGGAUUCAUUUGUGAACAGCCAGGAAUGGACCCUGAGUCGCUCGGUGCCUGAGCUGAAGGUGGGCAUCGUGGGGAACCUGUCCAGUGGCAAGUCAGCCCUGGUGCACCGCUACCUGACCGGCACCUAUGUGCAGGAGGAGUCUCCAGAGGGUGGCCGGUUCAAGAAGGAGAUCGUGGUGGAUGGCCAGAGCUACUUGCUGCUGAUUCGAGAUGAAGGGGGCCCUCCUGAGCUCCAGUUUGCUGCCUGGGUGGAUGCAGUGGUGUUUGUCUUCAGCCUGGAGGAUGAGAUCAGCUUCCAGACCGUCUACAACUACUACCUGCGGCUCUGCAGCUACCGGAACACCGCCGAGGUGCCCAUGGUGCUGGUGGGCACACAGGAUGCCAUCAGUGCCACCAACCCGCGCGUCAUCGACGACUCCCGGGCACGGAAGCUCUCCAAUGACCUGAAGCGCUGCACCUACUACGAGACCUGUGCCACCUACGGCCUGAACGUGGAGAGGGUCUUCCAGGAUGUGGCUCAGAAGGUGGUGGCUCUCCGGAAGAAGCACCAGCUCUCCAUCGGCCCCUGCAAGUCCCUGCCCAACUCACCCAGCCACUCAUCUGUGUCUGCAGCCUCCAUUCCUUCUGUCCACAUCAACCAGGCCACCAACGGUGGAGGAGCCUUCAGUGACUACUCCUCGUCCGUGCCCUCCACCCCGAGCAUCAGCCAGCGGGAGCUGCGGAUCGAGACCAUCGCUGCCUCCAACACGCCCACCCCCAUCCGCAAGCAGUCCAAGCGGCGCUCCAACAUCUUCACGUCCCGCAAGGGCGCGGACCCGGAGCGCGACAAGAAGGUGCCGGAGUGCAAAGCGGACAGCAUCGGCAGCGGGCGCGCCAUCCCCAUGAAGCAGGGCAUUCUCCUCAAACGCAGUGGCAAGUCCCUCAAUAAGGAGUGGAAGAAGAAGUACGUGACGCUGUGUGACAAUGGGGUCCUCACCUACCACCCCAGCCUGCAUGACUACAUGCAGAACGUGCACGGCAAGGAGAUCGACCUGCUGCGGACCACGGUGAAGGUGCCGGGCAAGCGGCUGCCCCGGGCCACGGCCGCGCCCAGCGCCAGCCCCAAGGCCAACGGGCUGCCCAAGGAGAGGAGCAGCUCCCAGCUGGCAGCAGGCACAGGUGCUCCCCACUCGACCAGCAGCACCUCCCUGCACUCGGAGCGCUCCAUCAGCGGCAUCAACCUCGUGGGUUUCAGCUCCAAGCCGGACGGGAUGCACCAGCGCUCCUACUCCGUCUCCAGUGCAGACCAGUGGAACGAGGCCGUGGCUAUCCCCGGCAGCUGCCCCAACCCCUCUAAUGGUACUGCCGACUCCCUCAGCUCCAGCCCAAACAUUUCCAGCGCUGCCAGCCCAAAGCUGGAGCCGCCUCCGUCACCACAUGCCAACAGGAAAAAGCAUCGCAGGAAAAAGAGCACGGGCACAACUCGGCUUGAUGGCCCCAGCACGGCAGCAGAAGAACCAGAUGAGCCAUUUGAGUUCAUUAUUGUGUCACUGACGGGCCAGACGUGGCUCUUUGAAGCCUCAACGUCAGAGGAGCGGGAGCUCUGGGUGCAGGCCAUUGAGAGCCAGAUCCUGGCCAGCCUGCAGGGCUGUGAGAGCAGCAAAAACAAGGCUCGGCUGGGCAGCCAGGGCGACGCGCAGGCCAUGCAGGCCGUCCGCACGGCGCGCGGGAACAGCUUCUGCGUGGACUGCGACGCACCCAAUCCGGACUGGGCCAGCCUGAACCUGGGUGCUCUCAUGUGCAUCGAGUGCUCCGGGAUCCACCGCAACCUGGGCACCCACCUGUCCCGUGUGCGCUCCCUGGACCUGGAUGACUGGCCUAGCGAGCUUCUUAUGGUCAUGACGGCCAUCGGCAACGCCCUCGCAAACGCUGUCUGGGAGGGAAUGGUGGAGGGCUACCCCAAGCCCACUCCUGAGAGCAGUCGGGAGGAGAAGGAGCGCUGGAUCCGGGCUAAGUAUGAGCAGAAGCUCUUUCUGGCCCCACUGCCCCAGUCUGACAUCCCACUGGGGCAGCAGCUGCUGCGGGCCGUGGUGGAGGAUGACCUGCGGCUGGUGGUGACACUCCUGGCCCAUGGCACCAAGGAGGAAGUGAACGAGACCUACGGAGACGGAGAUGGGCGCACAGCGCUGCAUCUCUCUUGCGCAAUGGCCAAUGUGGUCUUCACACAGCUGCUCAUCUGGUACGGAGUGGAUGUGAAGAGCCGGGACGCUCGGGGCCUGACCCCGCUGGCCUACGCCCGGCGGGCAGGCAGCCAGGAGUGCAUCGACAUCCUGCUGCAGCACGGCUGUCCCAGCGACAGCGCCGCCACGCUGACCCCCAGCCUGCCACGCCGCAACGCCAACGCCAACAACAACGCCGCACCCGUGGAGCUCAGCCCCAGCAUGGGCUAACCCGGCACAGCCCUCUGAUCACCAUGCCUGUGGAGCUCAGCACCGGCCCUGGCACGGGCUAGCCCGGCACAGCCCUCUGCUCACCAUGCCCGUGGAGCUCAGCAUGGGCUAGCCCGGCACAGCCCUCUGCUUACUGUGCCUGUGGAGCUCAGUGCCAGCCCGGCACGGGCUAGCCCGGCACAGCCCUC
Molecule: messenger RNA, 3195 nt
Organism: Camarhynchus parvulus
Lineage: Eukaryota; Metazoa; Chordata; Aves; Passeriformes; Thraupidae
Gene: AGAP3
Product: ArfGAP with GTPase domain, ankyrin repeat and PH domain 3
Exons: 18
Coding region: 98-3007 (969 amino acids)
Biological process (GO): proteasome-mediated ubiquitin-dependent protein catabolic process
Cellular component (GO): nucleus
Molecular function (GO): protein binding; GTP binding; GTPase activity
Source: RefSeq, a predicted model, not a curated record